Sapajus apella (tufted capuchin) is the source of this 2089-nucleotide messenger RNA. RefSeq names its product myelin P2 protein. The transcript is spliced from 4 exons. Gene Ontology annotation, cellular component: nucleus; myelin sheath; cytosol. The record is from RefSeq and is a predicted model, not a curated record. Lineage: Eukaryota; Metazoa; Chordata; Mammalia; Primates; Cebidae. The coding region runs from base 138 to 536 and encodes 132 amino acids. Gene Ontology annotation, molecular function: fatty acid binding. Gene Ontology annotation, biological process: membrane organization; fatty acid transport.
ACACUGCCUCUCCCCAUUGGGUCUCUCUAAGAGUCACAUGCUCUGGGCUUCCUUGAAAAGAAUCUUCUGAGGCCUCAGCAUCUCAUCUGAAUCUCCCGAAUUCCACUUAGAACUGUGUUGAGCUCUCACCCAUCACAAUGAGCAACAAAUUCCUGGGCACCUGGAAACUUGUCUCUAGUGAGCACUUUGACGAUUACAUGAAAGCUCUGGGUGUGGGGUUGGCCACCAGAAAACUGGGAAAUUUGGCCAAACCCAGUGUGAUCAUCAGCAAGAAAGGAGAUAUUAUAACUAUACGAACUGAAAGUACCUUUAAAAAUACAGAGAUCUCCUUCAAGCUAGGCCAGGAAUUUGAAGAAACCACAGCUGAUAAUAGAAAGGCCAAGAGCACCAUAACCCUGGAGAGAGGAUCACUGAAUCAAGUGCAGAGGUGGGAUGGCAAAGAGACAACCAUAAAGAGAAAGCUGGUGAAUGGGAAAAUGGUAGUGGAAUGUAAAAUGAAGGGUGUGGUGUGCACCAGAAUCUAUGAGAAGGUCUGAAAAAUUCUUUCCUCACUGAAGUGGUUUUUGAUCAUUUAAUAAUGGAAAUCAAUUACUUCCACUGGCAAAAUCUGAAUACACUGAAACGUUUGUUUUUGCUUUUGUCUUUAUAUAUCAAAUAGGCAAAGGCCUAAACUGAGAAUUAAUCUAAAAUUCAAUGUUAUUUAAAGAUAUUUAAUGUGCAUGCAUGUCAUUAAUACAUUAAAGCAUAUAUAUUGACCAGAUCCGAACAGUUGAUGAUGUCAUUUAAUUAACUAUAAAAUUCUAACCUAUGUUGUACUUUGUAUACUUGAAAUGAAAAUAAAAAGGAUAUUAUAUGUUAGGACAAGGAAAUCAAAGCAUUGAUCAGCAAACUCAAAUGCUGACAGGGGUCAGGAGAGUUAUGGGGAAGAAGCAUCAGAAAUCAGGCGAGCCAGGAAAACGAGCUAUUUGGAAGUAAAGAGCUGUAGUCUCCGCUAAAAGGGAUAGCCGCUACUCCAGCCAACCUUUUAAAAUUAAAGGAUAUUUUAUAGAUAGUUAAAUGUACAUAUAUUAAGGGUAGAGUUCAGUCACUGUGGCCAAUGCAUGCACCCACAUAACUUACAUCCCAAUCAAGAUACAAAACAUUUUCUUAAUCCUCGUACAUUUCCUUCUGCUUCUUCUCAAUCAGUGUCCUCUUCUGUUCCACCCCUACUGAAAGCAAGUAGUGAUUUGGUUUCUAUCACAUAGAUUCAUUUUGCCUUUUCAUAUAAAGGGAAUUAUACAUCAUGUAUUCUUUUUUGUUUGCUUUUUAAAAAUUCAGCAUAAUGUUUUUGAGAUUCCUCCAUAUUGUUGCAUGCAGCUGUAGUUUGUUUCUCUUUAUUACCAAGUAUUAUUCCAUUGUAUGACUAUAUCACAGUUUUUCCAUUCUAUUAUUAAGAUAAUGCUAUUUCUAAUUUUUGGCUGCUAUGAAUAAAGCUGCUACAAACAUUUUUGUACAAGACUUUUUGUAAACUUAGGAGUUCCUUUAUUUUGAAUAAAUAACUAGUCAUAUAGGCAUAGGUGCAGUAAUAUUUGACAGGCAAGAAUGGGGACGAUUGCAUUGUGCCCAAGUAAUAAUAAAACUAUUUCAGAUGUAUUAUAUGAUUGAGCAAAUGAGAAAACAUGCUGAUGUUGAUGGGAGUCAGGAUGUUCACUGUGGAAAAAGGAACAUACAAAUAUGGAAUGAGGGAAGGCAAGAAAGAAUCAUGUGGGAAUGGAAUAGAAGUAAUAUAAAUUCAUAAUUUCUAAACCAUGUAUAUGUACGUGUAUAUGUAUUAUAAUUGCAUAUAAAUGCACUUGAUAAUAGACAUGUAUUUAUGUGUGUAUGUGUGUGUAUACACAUGCAUAUAUUUUCUAGUUCUAUCUGCCAAAAGGACUUAGACACAAAAACACCUCAGCAGAAAUGAAUAUACCUAACACUCAGAUCUUCAUGUCUAAAAUAAUUUGCCACUAAAAGGAAUCAUGGCUACUUGGAGAAGUGACUGAUUCCAAAGCAAGGGCAAGGGAGAAAAAAGAUGAGCCUGAAAUAUCUUGUUAUGCCAAAAAGUAAUGUU